Hypoxylon fragiforme is the source of this 6632-nucleotide messenger RNA. RefSeq names its product fatty acid synthase beta subunit. The transcript is spliced from 3 exons. NCBI's taxonomy places the organism in Eukaryota, Fungi, Ascomycota, Sordariomycetes, Xylariales, Hypoxylaceae. Gene Ontology annotation, biological process: long-chain fatty acid biosynthetic process. The record is from RefSeq and is a predicted model, not a curated record. Gene Ontology annotation, cellular component: fatty acid synthase complex. Gene Ontology annotation, molecular function: enoyl-[acyl-carrier-protein] reductase (NADH) activity; fatty acid synthase activity; [acyl-carrier-protein] S-malonyltransferase activity. Bases 303 to 6599 code for a protein of 2098 amino acids.
UUCGUGAUCAACUCCAGGUAGGUCUUAUGUCUCGGCAUCCCCAAUUCCCUGAAUCCCCAAAUCCUGCAAUCCCUUAGCGGCAACACUGUACAGCUCAACCCAACCAACAUAACGAUACUACCGUCCUCCUGUAAUCCCGCAUUCCAGUGUUCUUGUGCGCCCAGCCAUUGAGCCGGGUUUUGAUUAUUCUUACUAGAGCUAGAUGAAGCACUUAACUACCUCAUAACUUGGGAGGUCCUCACAGCGUUCUACGAUUGAACGAUUAUAUUGUUCUUUUGUUCAGAAAGCUAGAUACUGUCGCCAUGAUAGACUUGGAUGGAUCGGACUCGGGUCCGGAUAUUAUGACACCGGAGCCGGAGACUGGACCCCAAUCGCAGCCACUCACCCUUAUUCACAAAACCCUGGAAUAUACCUUCAUAAUACCAACCUUUUUAUAUGCAAACGCGAUUCAACUACGAGACAGGUUUCUGAAGACACUUCGAAACUCAAAACCACGAGAAAAUGAGGAGGGUAGCCAACCAUCUAUCAUUGAACUCGUCUCCAAAUUCCUCAGCUUCAUUUCUGCGGAAAUUGAGACUCGAGUCGAUCCAAGCUUCGACAAGGAGGUUUUGAAUUUUGUUCUUCAGUCUUUCGAGCGAGAAGUGCUUCACAAUGAAGAAGUUCAUGCAUUUGCUGCCAAACUCCCCGACGACGUCGAUAAGCUCUUGGUCAUACGAUCAUACUAUCUUGCGGUCGGGGCAGUAAGACGAACCGCAGGUGUCCCGGAGUCGGCUCUCAUGCGCGCAGCUUUGAAAGGAACCGCUCGUGUCUACGCUGUCUUCGGUGGCCAGGGCAAUACGAAAACCUACCUGGAUGAACUACGAGAUGUUUAUGAGACAUAUCCGUCACUGACAAGGCGGUUCCUUAUCCCCGCGGCACGUUUCCUUGAACGUCUGUCGCGUGAUUCUAAGGCCUCUCAAGCCUUUGUCCAUGGACUAGAUAUCAUGCGCUGGCUGGAUAAGCCCGACUCACAGCCCGACAUCGACUACCUUGUUUCUGCACCAGUCAGCUUCCCCCUCAUCGGCCUACUGCAAAUUCUACAUUAUAUAGUCACCGCCUCCUCCCUUGGGACACAUCCAGGAGGGAUGAGAAAUCGCUUAUCAGGCACAACAGGCCACUCACAGGGCAUUAUAAUUGCAGCCACCAUCGCGGCUUCUACCAGCUGGGAGAGCCUUGAGCUACAAGGGAAGAAGGCACUCACGAUACUUUUUUGGAUCGGUGUUCGUAGCCAAGAGGCAUACCCCCUCCCCUCCAUCGCGCCAAGCGCAUUAGAGGACUCGAUAGCCCACGAGGAAGGCGAACCAACUGCGGCUCUAUCUAUUCGUGGCAUGUCUCACGAAGCGCUCGAAAAGCAUAUCGCAAAAGUAAACCGAGCCUUACCGGAAGACCGACAAAUCGUCGUGGCUUUGGUGAAUGGCGCAAAGAACUUCGUUGUCGCAGGCCCCCCAAUGGCAUUAUACGGACUCAACGUGCAACUUCGCAGAGUGAAAGCAGCCGAAAAUGUGGACGAGUCUCGCAUCCCGUUUAGCCAAAGAAAGCUGCACAUCAACAACAAAUUUCUCCCCAUCACUGCCCCUUUUCAUAGCCCCUACUUACGAUCGGCCAUCGAAGCCCUUCGAGAAGACCUAAAAGAGACGAAUAUUUCCCCCAAUGAUCUCGCCAUCGCCGUAUAUUCUACGUUCAGCGGGAAAGAUAUCAGGAGCGAGUUGCAUGAGAAGAACAACAUUGUGCCCUCGCUCGUCAGAAUGAUUUGCCAGGAUCCCGUACAUUGGGACAAGGUGAUAUCGAUGCCUGACGCGACACACAUAUUAGAUUUUGGUCCUGGACGUACUGCAGGCGUCGCUGGCCUCACCAGUCGUAUCAAAGACGGCACCGGCGCUCGCGUCAUCCUCGCGACCAACAUCACCAACCCGACACACCCUGAGAUUGGAUGUAAACAUGAGAUAUUCGCUCGAAGGACAUCUCAACUAACUUAUGGUACCAACUGGGCUAAACAAUACGGACCAAAGCUGAUAAAGACCUCGACUGGUCGCACAUUCGUGGAUACCAAAAUGAGCAGGCUCCUCGGUCUCCCGCCGAUCAUGGUAGCUGGGAUGACACCUACUACGGUACACUGGGACUUCGUGGUGGCUGCGACCAAAGCCGGGUACGAGGUAGAGCUGGCUUGUGGUGGCUAUUUUGACGGGAACAGUCUCACGGAAGCAAUCACUAAGAUCUCGACCGAAAUACCUCCAGGUCGCGGAAUUGUCCUCAACGUGAUAUAUGCCAGUCCAAAAUCCAUUUCCUGGCAGAUCCCGCUGAUACGCGAUCUAUGCGCCAAGGGACUACCUAUCAAGGGGCUAACUAUUGGUGCCGGUGUCCCUUCUCUCGACAUUGCGAAUGAGUAUAUUCGCACACUUGGAAUCAGACAAAUUGCAUUCAAGCCUGGCUCCAUCCAAGCUAUUCAGCAAGUGAUCAAGAUAGCCCAGGCCAACCCCGGGUUUCCAGUAAUAUUGCAAUGGACCGGUGGCCGGGGUGGCGGACACCACUCGUGCGAGGACUUUCAUGAGCCAAUCAUCGAGACGUAUAGCAAGAUACGGCGCUGCUAUAACAUCGUGCUGGUGGCGGGGUCUGGCUUUGGGGGUGCCGACGAUACUUACCCCUAUCUGAGCGGCACCUGGGCUAGCAAAUUCGGUCAUCCCCACAUGCCUUUUGACGGAAUUCUGCUUGGAAGCCGAUGCAUGGUGGCUAAAGAGGCACACACCUCAAGGGGCGCAAAACAGGCUAUCGUGGAUGCCCACGGUCUCGAUGACCGAGAAUGGGAGAAGACGUACCAGAAACCCGCUGGCGGGGGUGGUAUCGUCACGGUUCGAUCCGAGAUGGGAGAGCCGAUCCAUAAGCUGGCCACUCGAGGUGUCGUAUUUUGGGCCGAGAUGGAUCAGAAGAUCUUCAGUCUCCCCAAAGAAAAACGUCUGUUGGAAUUGAAGAAGAAGCCGAUGCACGACUACAUCGUGCGACGACUCAAUGCCGAUUUCCAAAAGCCCUGGUUUGGCCGCAAUGCGUCCGGUAGGGCCGUGGAACUCGAGGAAAUGACAUUUGCUGAAGUCCUUUCCAGGAUGGUCGAGCUCAUGUUCAUCAAGCACCAGAAGAGAUGGGUUGACGAGUCUCUUGCUCGUCUAACGGGUGACUUUAUACACUACAUCGAACAACGUCUCGCUACCCAUAUGACGACAAACAGGAACUCGCUUCUAGAAUCGUAUAGCGAGUUAGAUGAUCCGGUACCCACCGUCAAGCAAUGCAUCACAAUGUACCCACUCGCCGCUACGCAGCUCAUGAACGCUCAAGACUGCGCACAUUUCUUGAGCCUUUGCAAGCGCCCAGGCCAAAAGCCCGUCCCAUUCGUCCCAUGCUUAGAUGAGGAUUUCGAGGUCUGGUUCAAAAAGGACUCAUUAUGGCAAUCCGAGGACCUCGAUGCGGUGGUGGAUCAAGAUGUCGGCAGGGUCUGUAUUCUCCACGGGCCUGUAGCUGCUAAGUAUUCGACAACGACGAGAGAGACGAUUAGGGAUAUCCUCGAUCGUAUCCAUGAGGGCCACAUAAAAGCCCUCACCCAAGACAUCUACGGCGGCGAUGAAGAGAAGAUACCAACUAUUGAGUACUUUGGUGACAAGAUGGUGAACAGUGUUAUGAGCACUCAUCCGGUCCUCGAAGGAGUUGCUAUUUCCGAGACUGGCAACGAGACGAGACUGUUUAUUCCGGGAUCUGUUCUUCCCAACACCGAUCAAUGGGUCCAGUUGCUAGCUGGCGCUCGUGCUUCAUGGCGACGUGCCUUAUUUACCACGGACGUUUUCGUUCAGGGGCAUCUUCUUGAGGCAAACCCACUCCAUCGCCUCCUGGCCCCUUCUCGGGGCAUGCUCGUCAGCAUAGCAUACCCGGAGGACCCUAACAAAACUGCCAUCACCGUGGAGGAGAAGGUCGGUGAUAAGCAGCUACCGACAGUAAAAAUAGGGCCCCUCAUUAGCUACAUUAUCCCUCUUUGCCUCAUUGAACACCGCACUGCUUCGGGAAAGCCAGUGAAGCUUCCAUUGUUUUUUACAUACUAUCCGCAGGCAGGCUAUGCGCCUAUUCGUGAAGUAAUCAUGUCCUGUGCAGCAAUCAUGUCCCGAAAUGAGCGAAUCAAAAAUUUCUAUUACAAGCUAUGGUUCGGCUACGAUAGGCCUGUUGAGCCCUUAGAUGCAGUCAUACCUCAUACGAAAUGCUGGGAUGGCGGCACCACUACAAUUACUAGCACCGCGAUCCGCGAAUUUUCACGUGCGGUCGGUAACAAUGCUGAAUCUUACAUUGAGCGGCCCGGCCGGGACCAUCUGGCGCCUAUGGAUUUCGCCAUCAUCAUUGGCUGGAAAGCCCUCAUGGAGCCUCUAUUCGACGCCGUGGAUGGCGAUUUACUAAAGCUCGUCCACUUGUCGAACCGUUUCCGCAUGAUCACUGGCGCAACUCCUUUCAAACGAGGAGACAAGCUGAGCACAACGUCUGAGAUCACGGCCAUCGUCAAUCAGGACUCAGGCCAGAUGGUGGAGGUUUGCGGCACUAUCGUGCGCGACGAUAAGCCCGUGAUGCAAGUCACAUCACAAUUCUUCUACCGCGGCGUCUUCGCCGACUUCCAGAAAACGUUCCAGAGAAAGGAUGAGGCUCCCGUGCGAGUAUCUCUCCAGAACACCAAAGACGUUGCGGUAUUAAAAGCCAAGAAAUGGUUUAUAUCGGAAAAGGAGGAGGAUGUGGACGACCUCCUAUUAGGUCACAGCGUUGUAUUCACGCUACACACCUUGACCCGAUUUCGCGACAAGGUCGUAUUCGCCUCCGUCGAGACUGUCGGCACGAUCGACGUGGAAAUCCCGACGACAAAGGAACGCAUCCGCGUCGGUACGGUCAAGUACGUCUCCGCAGGGCCUUCACGCGGCAAUCCCGUGCUCGAGUACCUCGCUCGGCACGGCUCCAAGGUAGACCAGCCCGUCUAUUUCAAACACCCAAUUCCGAUACAGAAUAGUCACAACAAGGCUUCCCUCGAGAUAGAGGCGCCUGUCUCCAACGAGAAUUACGCUCGAGUUUCGGGUGACUUCAAUCCUGUUCAUGUUUCGCGCGUCUUCUCUCAAUACGUCAACUUGCCUGGUACUAUCACGCACGGCAUGUAUACUAGUGGUGCGGUCAGGAGCCUAGUCGAGACCUGGGCAACGGAGAACCAUGCUCAUAGAAUGCGUGACUACAACAUUAAAUUCACGGGCAUGGUGUUGCCUGGUGAUCGGCUCGAGGUGCAACUACACCACGUGGGCAUGGUGUCUGGAUCCAUGAUCAUCCAGAUUGAGGUGGUCAAGAGCGACGAAACAAGAGAAAAGGUAUUGACUGGCGAAGCCAUUAUUGAGCAGCCAACAUCUGCGUACAUUUUCACCGGUCAGGGUUCUCAAGAGAAGGGAAUGGGUAUGGAGCUGUAUGAGAAGAGUGCGGUAGCGAGAGACGUCUGGGACCGUGCUGAUAAGCAUUUUCUCGAUACUUUUGGCUUCUCAAUCCUUGAGAUUGUCCGCCAUGAUCCCAAAGAGCUUACAGUCCACUUUGGCGGGGCUCGAGGGAAGGCUAUACGACAGAACUACAUAGCCAUGACAUCCCAGAGCCUGGGUAUGACUGCUGACGGGGAGCCAAAACUCGAGAAGGUUUUCAAGACCAUCACCGAGCGGACUACUUCUUACACGUUCCGUUCUCCCACGGGCUUGCUCUCGGCGACACAGUUCACUCAACCGGCACUUACAUUAAUGCAAAUGGCGGCGUUCGAGGACUUGCGUGCCCAGGGCGUCAUCCGAAAAGACAGUGUUUUUGCCGGGCAUUCUCUAGGGGAAUACAGUGCCCUUGCCUCUAUUGCUAAAGUGAUGCCAGUCGAGACAUUGGUCUCGGUCGUGUUCUACCGCGGUCUGUGCAUGCAGAUCGCCGUGGAGAGAGAUGCGGCCGGUCGCUCAAACUACUCAAUGUGUGCAGUCGACCCUUCGCGCGUAAGCGCGCGUCUGGACGAGCCAGCGCUAAAGCACAUAAUCAAGAUGAUCACCGACGUCACUGGCUCGUUCUUGGAGAUUGUCAACUAUAACGUGCGCAACAUGCAGUAUGUGUGUGCGGGUGAUCUGCGCGGUCUGGACGUGCUGGGUGGCGUCAUGGACAGCAUCCAGGCACGGAACGUGGAUGUGCGUCAUCUCGAGGUGGAAGAGCACUAUAAUCUACUCGUCACUAUUAUCGAAGAGGCGGACCAGCGCUCUCGGGCCAAAGCAGCACCACUGGAGCUGUCGCGAGGCCGAGCUACUAUACCCCUCCGAGGUAUCGACGUCCCUUUUCACAGCUCGUAUCUACGGUCUGGGGUCCAGUCGUUCCGCUCGUUCUUACUCAAGAAUCUCGAGAAGAAGAGCAUAGACCCGGGUCAGCUCGUCGGAAAGUACAUUCCUAACCUCACGGCGAGGCCGUUCGCGCUUACCAGGGAGUACUUUGAGUACGUGCACGAUAUGACCCGAUCUCCUCGCAUCGGCAAGGUUCUAGAAGGCUGGAUCAAGUGAUAUAUGGCAUGUCGUGAUCAAUGAGCAAGGGGU